Eremothecium sinecaudum is the source of this 948-nucleotide messenger RNA. RefSeq names its product Atg14p (gene ATG14). The record is from RefSeq and is a predicted model, not a curated record. Bases 1 to 948 code for a protein of 315 amino acids. The transcript has a single exon. Gene Ontology annotation, biological process: macroautophagy. NCBI's taxonomy places the organism in Eukaryota, Fungi, Ascomycota, Saccharomycetes, Saccharomycetales, Saccharomycetaceae.
AUGUUGUGCACUCUAUGUCGAAGACCGUCGAGAGUUUGGUAUUGUUCACACUGUGUAAAUACUUCACCCAAUCUAAUACUACGUUACAAACUGGAAUUGUGCCAGGUGCACGAGGAUUUGAACAAGAUCAAGGACACAGUAAGUACGACUUUGGAAAGCGCUAUCGGGAAGAAAGAAGGCAUCCUGGGGAAACAUAUGGACCGACUGCAGCAGCUUCAGCUGAAACGACAUAAUACGCGAAUGGCGCGGCGUGUUCGUGAGAUGGGUCAGUAUCUAGAACGCAAGUCAGAGCGGCGGGAUGAAUUGAAGGCGAUGCUAGCGGAGCCGCCAUCUUCCGCCACCAGACCAGAUAUCAGCGACAGUUGUCAAGAGUAUAUAGAGGUGAAGCAGAAAUACGAUCAGCUGCAAAACGUUGUUCGUGCAAAUAGCAGUCUAAAGUUUCGCGAGCUGUGUCAGUGGUUUGCAAUUACAGAAUCUCGCGAUAACAAGCAUUUCCCUUACAGUAUCCGCUUCAUUCCAAUGUGUAAUAUACGACAUUGGCACGAAACUGAGACUUCCAGACACUCGCUACAGCAUAUGUGGGAAUUCGUCGCACUUGCAGGCCAAGUCCUUCUUGUUGAUAUACCGUACACCUCGCCUUACAACCCGCAUAGUGACGAUCCCAAGGUUACAAUCUCCCACCUAAUAAUAAACAUGCUUUUAAUACUUACAAAGUUGAAACUAGUUAGCGACCCUCCAGAACUGAACAGUCUGCUAUCUACUUAUGAUGUAGAUAGCAUUUUGUACAGUUUAUGCUCCAAACAAUGUCUGCGCGGCGCCAAAGGCUCACUUCCCCUCUCUUACAGGACAGUACACAAAUUAGUACUUAAUAUUGAGCAUGCAUCCGGUCCCAUAACGUCACCACAAUCAUCAACCGAUGCUAAAGCCAACUGGACUCUCCUCAAGUAG